GCAGAAAAGAUUCGAUGUUAAUGGCUUAUAUAAACGAGCAGCAUCUGAAGAGUAAGCAUUUUAAGUUCGGUUUUUUAUAUAUAAAACGCAGUUCACUUCGUAUCUUUCGCCUCAAAUCCCUAAUUCCCAAAUCUCCCACACAAUGGACCUCACCAAGAAGCGCAAAACGGAAGAGAACGGCGAUGCCAAUUCUACGCCGCCACCGUCUUCCGACGCUGCCGUCGCAACCACCACUCCCCUCGACGCAGAAGACAUCCGCAAGAUCCUCCAACCCUUCUCCCAGGACCAGCUCCUCGACCUCCUCCAAUCAGCCUCCCUCCGCCACCCCGACGUUCUCGAUGCCGUCCGCUCCGUCGCCGACCGUGACUCCACCCUCCGCAAACUCUUCGUCCGCGGCCUCGCCGGCGACACCACCUCCUACACCCUUCGCACCGUCUUCUCUGCCUUUGGCGAACUUGACGAGGCCAUCGUAAUCUUCGACAAAUCCUCCGGCCGCUCCAAGGGCUACGGCUUCGUCGUCUUCCGCCACGUCGACGGCGCCAUCCUGGCUUUGAAAGAGCCAAGCAAGAAAAUAGACGGUAGAAUGACGGUGACGCAGCUGGCGGCGGCGGGAGGCCCGGGCGGCUCCGGCGACGUGUCGACGAGAAAGGUGUUCGUGGGUAACGUGCCGUUCGAGAUAUCCUCGGAGACGCUUUUGAGCGAAUUCAUGAAGUUCGGGGAAAUCGAGGAAGGGCCUCUAGGGUUUGAUAAAUCGAGUGGGAAAACGAGAGGCUUCGCUUUCUUCGUUUACAAAACCGAAGAGGGUGCUAGGGCUUCGUUGGUGGAACCAUCGAAGACGAUUGAGGGACACCAAGUGAUUUGCAAAUUGGCCGUUGAUAACAAAAAGACGAAGGCUUCAGGGUUUGGUGGGGAGCACCAGCAGCAUCAGCAACAUCAGCAGCAGCAACAAGCUCCUAUGUUUGCAUCUCAGUACGGUGGGUAUGGUGGGGGCGGUGGUUAUGCGAUGCAGCAGCAUUCGGUGCCACCGUUUAGUAAUCCUGUUCCGGUUCCGGGUGGUGGUGGGUAUGGACAUGGGUAUGGUAAUUCGCAGUUUGGUGGCGCGGUUGCCGGUGACUAUGGGGGAAGGGUGGUUCCAAAUUCUGGUGGAGGGUUCCCUGAUGGGUCGCAAUAUGGGUUUCCUCCUCCGUCUGCGGUUCCCUCGCAGCCUGCUCCCAUGCCAAGACCUCCCCCUGGAGGAAUGUACCAAGGCGUUCCACCUUAUUAUUGAGGUGUUUCAUUCAGGUUUGUGAUGGCUUCUUGGACGCUAAUGCUUUAAAUGGUUGUGCUGAUUUCCUGCAUGCAGACAAUGAAAUCUUUGCUUUUGGUUACAUGGACUGCUGUAAUUUGUUGCUGCUUCACUACCUCUGCUUCUAUGUGUUAUGGUUCCAUUUGUGGUAGAUGUUAAUUAAGGCUUACAUGACUUGGUGUAGUAUUUGAAUGUAGUACUUAUGUGGAAUUUCUAUAGAACAUUUUAUCUCUAGUUUUUACCUAAAUUAGGUUCCUGAGUACGAGUAAAUGCCAAGGUGCUUAUAUUAAAUUUUAAAUGUUUCUUAUUGUUAUUUAUGUUCCUACAUGCAUAUAUUUACACUAUGUGGCUGUUAUGGUGUUGGUUUUGGUUUAUUUUAAGUGUUUUCUCUUUUAUAAUUUCUGUUCAUCGCAAAUAUUUGUUUUGUAUGGUGGAACCCAUGAUAU
Abrus precatorius (Indian licorice) is the source of this 1731-nucleotide messenger RNA. RefSeq names its product UBP1-associated protein 2C-like. NCBI's taxonomy places the organism in Eukaryota, Viridiplantae, Streptophyta, Magnoliopsida, Fabales, Fabaceae. The transcript is spliced from 2 exons. Gene Ontology annotation, molecular function: RNA binding. Bases 143 to 1267 code for a protein of 374 amino acids. The record is from RefSeq and is a predicted model, not a curated record.